Messenger RNA from Beta vulgaris subsp. vulgaris (sugar beet), 3809 nucleotides. Its product is annotated as G patch domain-containing protein TGH. NCBI's taxonomy places the organism in Eukaryota, Viridiplantae, Streptophyta, Magnoliopsida, Caryophyllales, Amaranthaceae. Gene Ontology annotation, cellular component: nucleus. The transcript is spliced from 16 exons. Gene Ontology annotation, biological process: mRNA processing. The record is from RefSeq and is a predicted model, not a curated record. Gene Ontology annotation, molecular function: RNA binding. Bases 212 to 3070 code for a protein of 952 amino acids.
CCCCCAUCCACCGUUCUCGCCACCACAACAAAACCAACUCCCGCAUCCCGGCCCAGACUACUAGCAUCAACUUAACCGAAUAAUCUAGAGAAAUACGCCAUUAACUACGAAACUCUGCCCUUAGAAGAAGCCAAGGUAGGGGUUCAGCUGUUUUUUCCCGCUAUCAAUUUCAAUUCACCGAAGAGUUAGAGAGAGAGAGAGAGAGAGAGAGAUGGAUUCUGACGAAGAAGACUUCGUGUUCGUCGGAACACCGAUUGAGAGGGAAGAAGAUACCAUCAGUCGCAAGAAAAAGGCGGUCGCUGAAUCUUCUUCUCAACUCCGUACCCUUCCUUCUUGGAAACAAGAGGUUAGAGAUGAAGAAGGGAGGAGAAGAUUUCAUGGAGCAUUCACAGGAGGGUUUUCUGCAGGUUUUUACAAUACAGUGGGCUCACAGGAAGGUUGGACUCCACAGACAUUCUCAUCUUCCAGGAAGAGCAGAACUGAAUUUAAAAAGCAGAGCGUUUUGGAUUUCCUGGACGAAGAUGAAAAAGAUGAAAUGGGAGGUCACCUUUUGGGAACAUCAUCACAGUUUGAUACCUUUGGAUUUACAGCUGCAGAGCUUGCUCGUAAACAAGCUGAGAAAGAGCAAAAGCAGAGGCCAUCAGCUAUUCCGGGUCCUAUUCCUGAUGAAUUAAUUGCUCCUGCUGCAGAAUCUAUUGGUGUAAAGUUGCUAUUGAAGAUGGGGUGGCGACAUGGUCGAUCAAUAAAGGAUUCAUCCACUGCUUCCCUCCAGGAGGUCCGCCGAGAAGGUAGAAAGGCAUUUCUUGCUCUUUCUUCUGCUGAUAAAACUGCUGAUGUUGGUGGCUCUGAGUCCUAUAAGAAUGGCCCGGACGGCCUCAAGGAGGAGCCUGCUACUUAUGAUGUUCAGUCUACUCAGGGCACACCAGUAUAUGUUCGUCAGCCAAAGCAGGACUUGUAUGGAUUAGGCUAUGAUCCAUACAAGCAUGCUCCAGAAUUUAGGGAAAUGAAAAGGUCACGCUUAUCAGACAAUAUAGAGACAGGAUUUAGAAAACCUUUCUCAUCAAGACAAGAACUUGUCACUGCCAAGUCAGGAAGGCUUGCUCCUGGUUUUGGCAUUGGAGCCUUGGAGGAACUUGAUGUUGAGGACGAGGACGUCUAUUCAGCUGGAAAUGAUUAUAUUGAUACUUAUCUUCCAAAUGAUGACGACGAGCUCUUGAGAUUGCAAAUAGAUGAUGGGCAAAAGACAGCUGGAGUGGACGGUGGUGCUUUUCCUAGGUUCAGAUGUGCAUCUAAUACUGAGUAUCAGCUGGAAAGAUUUGAUCCUCCAAUUGUUCCUAAGGAUUUUGUGCCACGACACAAAUUUCCUGCUCCUCUUGAAACCAACAACCUGAUGAGUGAUCUCCCUCCUCAAGAGUUUCCACCUCCCGAGGAUAAUGAUCUUAAAGUCAUGAUUGAAGGAGUUGCUGUUCUGGUGGCUCGUUGUGGUAAAUUAAUUGAAGAUAUCUCUAGAGAGAAGAAUCAGUCCAAUCCAUUGUUUAAUUUCCUUAAUGGUGGAAGUGGCCAUGAGUAUUAUGCAAGGAAGCUGUGGGAGGCAAAACAGAAGUGUAGUGAUCAAAUCAGAAUGCGCCCAGAUGAUAAGUUAAAUGCUACUGUGCAGAAAAUGACUGCUGAGAGCCGUGGGAAAAUCUUAGGUGAAAAGCCCCUGGAGAGGGCGAUGAACGAUUCAUUUUCUGAUGCUGCUGCUGCUUCUGCUCAUGUUCAAUCCAAUCUGUCAGAUACAUUCACCAAGCCUGAAGUUUUUAGGGAACUCCUCGAAACUGCGAAGCCUUAUAAAGAUGAUCCAGCAAAGCAAGAAAGAUUUGAGCAGUUCUUGAAGGAUAAAUAUCAGGGAGGACUUCGUGCAACUGAUACAGGUAAAGCAACUUGUAUGACAGAAGGUGCUCGAGCUCGUGAGAGAUUGGAUUUUGAGGCUGCUGCCGAGGCAAUAGAGAAAAGCAAAUCGGUCAACCAAAACAAGCUCUCUGUUCAGCAAUUAUUGGACUUCACUAUGGCUACAGGAAUGCAAUUUACUUCUGGUGCAGUUGAGCAUGGGAAGGAUAGCUCUACUGAAGAGGUGUUAUCAAAGAAGAUGUAUCCAAAGCGUGAAGAGUUCCAAUGGCGGCCUGCACCUUUAUUAUGCAAGCGUUUUGACAUUGUUGAUCCUUAUAUGGGGAAGCCACCUCCUGCUCCAAGGAUGAGAGGAAAGCUGGAUUCUCUCAUUUUUACCCCAGAUACGGCAAAAAUUACGAGGACAGAGGAUGUGACUAUGCCUAAUGACCAGUCUAUGCUUUCAAAAAGUAAUGAAGAGCUGUCCGUAGACAUGAGUGGCAAGGAAGCUGAAGUUAAUGUGGAGAUUGAAAAUGUUGAACGGCCGGUGGACCUGUACAAGGCUAUUUUCUCUGAUGAUUCUGCUGAUGAAGCAGACGUAUCUACUAUUAAUCAAACAGAAGAUCCAGAAAAGAAGACUGAAGCUGCCAGUGCUGCUCUAAGUCGAAUAGUAGCGGGUGACUUCUUGGAGUCUCUGGGUAAAGAGCUUGGCUUAGAGGUUCCUCCAGACCUUCCUCCUGCAUUUACUAAAGCUGGCACCUCUGCGCCUCAUGAAGUUACUCAAGAUUCUAGAGGUACUGAUAUCAUGUCAAAGGAUUUGCUAUCAUCUGCUUCUUUGGAUGUUUCUGAAGCCCCUGGAGCUCUGGACAGAAAAAUCUCAAAUCAGGUGGUUGAUAAAAAGGACAGACCCCAACAACAAUCACCUGUAAGUGGAAAGGAUAUCAUGACUCCUAGUUCUCAGAGUGUCAACAAUAAGAUAAAAAUUGAGAAGCCGCGGAGCAGGAAGGAGAAACAUGAGUACAGGAGUUCAUCCUCGGAAGACGAAAGGAGUAGAAAACGGUCUAGGAAGCAUCACCAUAGACACAACAGUUCAGAUGAUGAUUCUUCUGAUGAUUCUAGAAGUCGGUAUUCUUCGAGGUCAAGAGACGACAGAAAAAGGUCUUCUCGGAAGAAGCAUCGGAGAAGGCAUUCGAAGCAUAGGUGAGAAUGGAAUGAUUACUCGGUGGAUGCUGCACACCUCAAGAAAAAGAGACCAAGGGCUUCUGAAAUCCGUGUGUAGAUGAUUUAGGCCAAGUGUAUCAGGAGGAACAAUACUACAUCUACCCGGUGGGUAUUUAACUCACUAGUGAUAGACCAUCAAAAAUUGAUAAAAGUUGAUGACUAGGAUUCUAGUAUAACUUAAGGUCUAUCUCGAGUGGGGUAGAUAAAGUAUUUCCCUAAAGAAGAGUGUCGUUCAAGCAUUGGAGACUGGCGGGCUAUGCUACCAACCAUUGUGCUAUCUGCGGCAUAAAGAAAUGAUUUGUUUUUCUUAUGCCUUUCAGUGAUUGCCUGGGACUGAGAAAUAUACUUGUAUAUUCCUUUUUGUAACGUUGAAAAAUAAGCACAAAAAUGGAAAAGGAAUUGAAAAUCAAAGGAAAAAAAAACAAGGGCGUUGGAAUGGUAGGAAUGGCUUUUUCUUUCUAUAUGUUGCUUAAUUAAAGUGUAUCAGUAAGGAUGAGUAAUUACGGUAGUGCUGAUAUCUUAGAUAUUGUUGACUUCGUGUUUGUAUGCCCGUAAGUUGUGACGACUAACUUGAGUUUUCAUUUUUUGAACCGUGUCAAGGGAUAAUAUGAAAUAUUAGGACCAAGAUUAGAAAGCCAAAACAGUGGGUAUAUUGGUUGUAAAUGUAAAAUAACUAUCGUCAGAGAAUUCUUUGUUCUUUAUAUGAUUCUCUAAUUUUCUCA